AUGAGUCGCCUGAAACAGGAAUAUGAUGAUCUGGAAGAAAUUGGACGUGGUGGUUUUGGUGUUGUUUAUCGUGCCCGGUGUAUAGCCGUGGGAAAACCAUGGAGCGGCACAAAUGUUGCGAUCAAAAAAAUUGACAUCACUCGAGCGCCAAUCCAUCGCGUUGAGCUUGAAUUAGAAGCACUUUCAAGGCUUAUUCAUGAGAAUAUUGUCAAAUUUUACGAUCAGUUCCAAGAAAAUGGAGCCCAGUACAUCAUCAUGGAAUACUGUAAACAUCGCUCACUUCGAGAAUACGUCAAGAAAAAUGGCAAAUUAUCAGAUUUUUCAGCAGCAUAUAUAUUGCGACAACUUGUAAGUGCAGUGAAAUAUAUCCAUGAAAAUAACAUGAUCCAUCGAGAUCUGUCGGCUGGAAAUAUACUUAUCUCUUCAAUAAGAGAGGAUAAAUUCUUUGUGAAACUUGCCGAUUUUGGCCUGGCAACAGUUUUUCGGAAAGGCGAUAUUGCACGAACAAUGCUUGGCACGCCUGGAUAUAUUGCACCACAAGUUUAUGAUCGAAAAUACAAUCAGAAAGCCGAUGUUUUUGCUCUCGGUGGAAUACUGUAUCUGAUGUUAGCUGGUAAAGAUCCACCUCGAGAUCACGAUGUGAAUCCAUUCAUGGCGCCGAUUUCGCUCGAAGGCGCCGUUCUCAUCCAGAGCAUGAUGGAUCCCAAUCAGGAAAGACGCCUUGCUUUAGCAGAUAUAACGAUGAGCGAUUUUAUGAGGAAAGUUGAUGGACUCAGCCUGCCAAUAAGCCGUUCCCGAGAAUCGUCCAAGGAAAAGCCAGGGUAUCGAGAACUGCACAUUCGGCAUCGUUCACCGCCACUGCGUGUUCGUGCACAAUCAGUGCAGGCAACAACGAGUGGAUACAGAAGAACCACAAAAGAUUCGGCAUUUGAAAGUGGCGACAGUGCUCAUGCUUACCGCCGUGGGCCAUCGUUGGAUCGCUAUCACAAUGGAUUUGCUGGUUCAACGGACUGUCGACACAGCAAUUAUGUUGAGAAUAGAACCGGAAUCAGGCAAAUUCAUUGA
Molecule: messenger RNA, 1065 nt
Organism: Gongylonema pulchrum
Lineage: Eukaryota; Metazoa; Nematoda; Chromadorea; Rhabditida; Gongylonematidae
Source: the annotation of a GenBank genome assembly